AUGGGGAGUCUUCUCACAAUCUUAAUGCUAAUAGCAACCUUAGGGAGUCUAGCGACCCAUGCCGACGGCCGUGUCAUAGCCAUGCCAGGGGCAGGGGCCUCUACUGGACUCAAACUUCCCAAAUCAUUUCAAUCAGUACAAGAUCGGUUCUCGAACCUGAAUAUUGACGACCAUUUUGUUAUCCAUUUCUACGUCCACGAGACAGUAAGUGGCGAAAAUCGAACUGCAUGGCCCGUGGCCACAUCCAAUAUCACUGAUCCACCAACGUUUUUCGGUCUAACUCAAGUGGUCGAUCACCUGUUGACGUUCGAGCCUGAUGAGGACUCACCUGCUGGCCGACUUCAGGGGACGCGCACGUUUACUGAUUUACAUCAACCUGCCUUGAGCGUGAACUUGCAUUUUCUUAACGAUUGGGGUCCAUUUAGAGAAGUGAUCAGUGUUCAGGGUCGAUUCUCCGUGUUUGAUAAGGUCAGAGAGCUGAGCGUAGUUGGUGGUACUGGAAUCUUCACCAUGGCUCGAGGCUAUGCUCUGUCCGCUCCUUAUACAGUCAAUCUUGGCAGUGGAAUUAUUGUGGACGAGUAUGUUCUGAUUUUCCGUCGCGAAGGAUGA
This is a messenger RNA of Sesamum indicum (sesame), 609 nucleotides long. RefSeq names its product dirigent protein 1-like. The record is from RefSeq and is a predicted model, not a curated record. Lineage: Eukaryota; Viridiplantae; Streptophyta; Magnoliopsida; Lamiales; Pedaliaceae.